AAAAACAGACCUUCCACGAAACUAAAUCAAAACAAUACGUGAUAUCUAACUCUGCUGUACCACCGCUGGCCUUUUCUCCACUUUCCCGGAACCUAUAUCUAUUUAUAUUUAUACUUCUAUUUAUACAAUCAUUUUCUCAUUCAUUUCAUAUCAAAACAAUAUCAUUACUAUUAUAUAUCAAUCGCAAAUAUUAAAAAUUCAUAUGUCUGCUGCAUUCUCAAUGGCAACAAAAAGCCCACAAGUGUUUCAAGAUUACUUACCUAUAAUGGCGGACAAGUUAGGAGGGGAUGGUUUGAUUGAAGAGCUAUGUAACGGGUUUCGUUUACUAAUGGAUCAAGAAAAAGGCGUCAUCACUUUCGAAAGUUUAAAGAAGAAUUCGUCGGUUUUGGGCUUACAAGAUUUGAGCGAUGGUGAUAUUAUGAGUAUGUUGAAAGAAGGUGAUUUUGAUGGAGAUGGUGCUCUUAACCAAAUGGAAUUUUGUGUUCUUAUGUUUAGAUUAAGUCCUGAUUUGAUGGACCAAUCUCAAUAUUUGUUAGAAGAAGCAAUAGAACAGGAGUUUACUCAUGUUUCUUAAUAUUGGAAAUUGUAAUUUAAUUGCUUGAAAUAGUUGAAUACUAACACCUUAGUUUCAUUUCA
Molecule: messenger RNA, 636 nt
Organism: Erigeron canadensis
Lineage: Eukaryota; Viridiplantae; Streptophyta; Magnoliopsida; Asterales; Asteraceae
Product: calcium-binding protein KRP1-like
Exons: 1
Coding region: 203-574 (123 amino acids)
Molecular function (GO): calcium ion binding
Source: RefSeq, a predicted model, not a curated record